CAAAAAUUCUUCCGAGGAUUCUUCUCUUGAACGCAACCAAGAAUUCGAAGAGUUCGAGAAAAUGCUAGAUUAAAUUCCUGUUCAGAGCAUACUACAACGCCAGCUUGCCAUCGUAUCUCUCUACCAAUUGUGAAACUUUUCAAUAAAAUAACUCAGGACUAGAUAAACUUCCAAAGCACAAAUUCGUUGAGAAAUUUCUUUCGGUAACGUUCAGAUUUUUAAGUGACGGAAAUGGAAGUGGAAUUACGUCAAACGAGUGAUUGUCCGGUGCUAAUUAAAACACAUACCAGCCAUUUUAAAAAAGGAUUGCUUCCGGUAGUUUUUCUCCUUGAACAUCGCAGUGAGUUUUUUUUAGGAACAGUGGUCGACGCAAGAUACUGGUGCAGAGCUACAGAGGCGUAAAUAUGAUAACCAUUCAACACUUAACGACAAAUUCGCUGAGAAGUCCGCCAUCCUAACCAAAUAAAUACCUGCAACGACGAUUUCGAACUGCGAUGGAACCUGACAGCUUUUGUCUUUACCGAGCCAUGGACCUUGGCCAGAUGGCUCUAGAGAAAGACGCGAGUUGAGACGGAGAGAAGCUAAACAUCAACACCAAAACCAAGGUUCUCAUUCUGACUGAUCAUUGUUCACAUGGGACAUGGUGUAAAAUAAAAGAGGAAGAGUACAAGCUUCUCAGGAAGUCCAGGAGGCAGCUGAAGCAUAUUUUAGGAAACCAUGGCACCAAGGCGUGGCUGACGCGCUAUACUCCAUUCAGAGAUAAAAUGGCUGGUAAUGUAGUCGACGAGGGAAUCAAGCUGGUAACUGAGGAGCUGUUCCAUGAUAUCCUGGAAAAGCAAUUCGGAAAGUGCACUAUUAAAAAGUUUACAGUAGCAAACACCUCAGGUGCAGGUGAAAAUUAUGCAUGCUCGUUAUAUCGCAUCACUGUUGAAGUUGAAAAGGAAGAUGGAACCGAAACUCAAGUCAAUUACAUUGCUAAAAUGGUACCACCCAACGACCCAAAUAUCCAAAUGAAAAGAUGUUUAGUCAUUUUCCCAAAAGAGGCUGCAAUGUAUGGAAAGGUUAUCCCCAAAUUGGAGGAGAUUUUCCAAGAAAAUGAUAUCAAGAUUAUUUUUGGUCCAAAAUGUUGGAAGACAGUAGAUCAUCUUGAAAUGCUGAUUAUGGAAGACUUGGGAGCGCGAAAAUUCACCAACGCAGAUCGACUCAAUGGAAUGGAUAUGCAACAUGCCAAAGCAGUUUUAUCGAAAUUGGCCCAGUUUCAUGCUGCCUCUGCCUGUGUUUUAGAGAAAAGCGAUUCUUCUGCGAAGCAAUUAUUAUCCUCAAUCUCCAGUGAGGAGGCGUUCAGCUUUUUCCGAGCGAUUCAGCCCAUGUUGUGGGGAAAUAUCGUCAAGCAUUUGCGAAUGUGGAAGACUUGUCAGGAGUAUGUUGAUCGGAUUGAAGGAAUGGUGAACAGGAUAGGGGACCUCUUUACAGAUGUAUAUACUCCGAAACCAGAUGAAUUUAAUGUGAUUUUACACGGAGAUCUAUGGGUCAACAAUAUAAUGUUCCAACACGAUGAAAAGGGUCUACCAACGGAAGUAUUGUUUGUUGAUUAUCAGAUGUCAAGAUAUGGUUCUCCGGUGCAAGAUCUGAUGUAUUUCAUUCUGUCGUCUACUGAAUAUUCCAUUAAAGUUAAGGAGUUUGAUUUUAUGAUAAAAUAUUACUACAGAGAAUUGGUGAAAAAUUUGAAGCUUCUCAAAUAUCCUAAAGCGCCGCCCACUCUCAUAGAUCUACACGUUGCCCUUGUGAAAAAAUGUUACUUUGGUAUUUCUGUCAGCACCGGUGUCAUGCCUAUGGCACUUCUGGACCCGAAUGAGAACGCCAAUAUGGAGAAUUUCGUGAAGGAUGACGAGACUGGAAGCCAAUUUAAACAGGAUAUGUACUUGAAUCCCCGGUUAAUAAGGGCAUGCGAAUCGAUAUUCCCCUUCCUGGAGAAUAAAGGAGCUUUCCAUGUUUAGGGCUCAAAAUUGAAUAAUUUUAUUAUCACAUCAUAUUCACAAUAUGCAGUGUUCUGUACCUAAAAAAGAUAAAUAUUUCCAACCAUCAUAAUAAUAUCCCCUCACCGUGUUUAUUACACUAGGCAAAGCCUUGCGUCAAACUUUUCACUACAUAGAAUAUGAGCCUACAAUAAGACUACACCUCAAUUACAUGAAAAGUCUUUGUAUCUAAAAAUUUGCUUGUAAUAUUGAAGUUUAGAUAAAUCUGAUUUUAGCUGUGCAAAUAUUCAAAUCACUGGUGCGAAAUUGAACGUGAAAAAAAGUUAGUUUGACUUCAGACCAGUCCUCCGGAGUGGUCUGUUUGAACUAACUCUCAUUCAGCGUUGCAGGGCUCACGCAUUGGACGUAAGUGCACAUGAUUUUAUCCAUGCUAUGGGCAGACCGCUGUUUGUGAUUAAAAAGGACAUCAUACAACUCACUGGUGGAGAAAGGUUGAGUUGAGAAAAAAGAUCGAAAUCGGUGUUGUAAUAUAAUAGUUUUCACGAGGUUCAAGAAGUAGAGACGCUCCGUGUCGUCCCAGGCAUCUAGGUAUUCCUUAUGAUCCUGGAGCUUUUUGAGGCGGUUAAUCUGUCCCCAAAACACUUUGAGGAGUGUCACGAAGCCCUGUUGGUCGUCUUAACUACGCGAGUCCAAUUGCAUCUUGCCUCAACGAAGUCUAAGCAAUUCUGAAAGUUCAUGAAAGCAAGCUGCUUUGUUCGAAAAUGUGUUUUCAAUACCAGUGGGAAGGGUGAUUGUAGAAAGCCUAUGAUGGAGGUGAGAGUAUCCGAUUCUAGUCGCGUUGAUUUGGAUGAAGAUUGGCCAGUGGUGGCUAUUUGAGAUCUCUUUCUCUAGAGCGUCCCAGAGCCAGUUGGUCGAGAUUGAUUUUGAGAGAGGGUUCUGCCAGGGAUAAAGUCGACAGGAUUCGAUCCAGCUAGAUAUUUGAAGAAGUGAAUUUAGCGGGGGUAGUAUGAUAUAUUGUCUGAUAUCUAAGAAAUUGGUUAGUCUAUUGAGUUCGGCGCUGAAAACAUUCCAGUUAGUAAAUGGAUGGAAAUAGUUCGAAACUAUUGUCAGGACGACAUCCGUGCUUCCUCCGAACAUCAGCUUUAACCUAAAUAGGAGACAAUGGCCGAGGGCUACCAGAUCCAGCUCAACGGAAUCGCUGCAGAUACUUUGUGCCGGGCGACGACGGCAUCAGCGCUGCUCCCAGAACCUGUGAGACCGCGAUUCCUGCUGAUCCCGCAACCCAAGUGGACGUUCCUCAACAUCGAUCCCAUCUGCAGUUUCUCCAUCUGAAUCUGCUGAUCUUCGACGUGCAUUGUCCUUUGCAGGAGCCAAAAGUGCCCAGAAAUGUCAGACACUCUUUCCGAUUUAUUGUGUUAAUUUUUUGUAUUUUGAUGAACUUCCGUUAAAUAAACUCAAUUAAUUAUU
Messenger RNA from Hermetia illucens (black soldier fly), 3443 nucleotides. RefSeq lists its product as uncharacterized. The transcript is spliced from 10 exons. Bases 765 to 1997 code for a protein of 410 amino acids. Lineage: Eukaryota; Metazoa; Arthropoda; Insecta; Diptera; Stratiomyidae. The record is from RefSeq and is a predicted model, not a curated record.